GCCGAGGACCAUCGCGGAGCGGCCAUUCCUCGAGCGAACUUCGUGCAGCGAGCAUCGCAUUCCGUGUUCGCGCAACGCGCAACGCGCAAUCGCACUCGCAACCGCAACCGUGACCGUAAUCGCGAUCGUAACCACGCCUUUUUUCGAAAACAAACAGUGACCGCGCUUGUGCUCGCUCAAACUCCGGGGUACCGCCGUCGUCCGCGGUAUUCGAGCAUCCAAAGUCCACCGUCGAGCGGCCGAAGAAACGCGAAACGCGGAGCGCGAACCACGGGACGACCGGAAAGGGCAAUCCGUUCGAUCGCGAGUGUGCGCUUAAUCUCCCGAGAACGACGACGAAUCCCGUUUCGCGUUACAGCGUUCCCGAGUUCUCGGCCGUGACGGCCGCGCGCGCGGCCAGCCGACUCUACGAAAAUUGUGACAACGCGUACCGUGUACCGUGCACCGUGAACCGUGCACCGUGAACCGUGAACCGUGAACCGUGUUGCGAGCCAAACAACCAGCGGCGAAGGAGGUGGAAAAGGAAGAAGCGGUGGGAGGAGGUGAAAAAGGUGAAGAAGGCGAAGAAGGCGAACGAGGCGAACGAGAAGGAGACGGAGCAACGAGAAAGCGGAAUCGAGAAAAGGACGGGGAUCGCCUACGGCUCCAGCGACGGCGACGAUCGCUCGGAAUCGAAAGUUGCCGCAGUGGAUCGACGACGGUGCGCGGUGUACCGCGAUUUCCGUGCAGAAACGAGUUUCGCGCAGACGUGGUCGAGAAACGGUACACCGUGGUCGGGUUGUCGCGGAUCGCGCGGCGCUCUUAUCCGUAUGUGUAUCGUCGCGCGUGAACUCGGAACUUCGAAUGCUGUGAUCGCUAUUUCCGUCUCUGCCGCCACCGCCGCCGCCACCGCCGCCGCUGCCGCCACCGCCACCGCCACCGCCACCGCCACCGCCGCCGCCGUCGCCACCGCCACCGCGUCACGGCGAGCAGAACGUUUCGGUUUCGGUCUCGGUUUCGGUUUCGGUGCCGCGCGCGGUGCGCCGACUGUGUCGAGCGUCGAAAGGUGAGGUUCCCAGUGCGCGAGUGUCAGCGCGAGUGUAGAUCGAUCGGCCGCGAAGACGGCGGACGGGUACGCGCGAGAACGAGUUUGCGAGGAGGAACGUCGAGCUCGGGAAAGCACCGUUCGCCGGCGCACCGCGGCCGCCACCGAUCCGGUCGAGCUCCGUCCACCGAGCAGGGCGCACGGUGUUGCCGACUGCUGCUGUCGCGAGAAGAUCGCCCGGUGGGAACAUGUUUCGAGCUUACGGUGCUGCGCCGGCCGAGACACCUUCGGCCGCUGACAUCUACCCGUGGCCGUUCCCCAACAAAGGAUACAUAUGCAAUGCCAGCAGCACGCUACAGUCUCUCGCACAGCUACACGGCAAAUCACCGUUCUUCCCUAGUCUCGACGAGCAGACCGGAACUCUGCUGGAGGAUCCGAACGCCUCGAGCCAGCUGGACGGCGUCGGAGUCGGCGUCGGAGUGAGCGUCGGUGUCGGCGUGGGCGUCGGUGUCGGAGUCGGAGUCGGGAGCGGGAUAACCGGCUCCCAGGCUGCACCGCCGCUUUCAUCGCCGAGUCGCAGCAGUCCUCACAGUCAGGGUAGCGAGACGGGAGAACGGUUUUCUAGAAAAGUAUUUGUUGGUGGAUUACCGCCGGACAUCGACGAAGAAGAGAUCAAGGCCAGCUUUCGUCGUUUCGGAUCGCUGGUGGUCGAUUGGCCGCAUAAGGCGGAGAGUAAAUCCUACUUUCCACCGAAGGGGUACGCCUUCCUGCUUUUCCAGGACGAAGCUUCCGUGCAGCAGCUGAUCGACGCGUGCAUCCAAGACGAGGAGAAGUUGUACCUGUGCGUCAGCUCGCCGACCACCAAGGACAAACCCGUACAGAUCAGACCGUGGCGACUGAGCGACGCGGACUUCGUUUUGGACGCCUCGAUGCCGCUCGACCCGCGGAAAACGGUAUUCGUCGGUGGCGUGCCGCGACCGUUGAAAGCCGUCGAGCUGGCCAUGAUCAUGGACAGGCUGUACGGCGGCGUCUGUUACGCCGGCAUAGACACGGAUCCCGAGCUGAAAUAUCCGAAAGGAGCCGGCAGGGUCGCCUUCAGUAAUCAGCAAAGCUACAUAGCUGCCAUAUCGGCCAGAUUCGUUCAGUUGCAGCACGGUGACAUAGACAAAAGGGUCGAAGUGAAACCGUACGUUCUGGACGAUCAAAUGUGCGACGAAUGUCAGGGGCAACGCUGCGGAGGCAAGUUCGCGCCGUUCUUCUGCGCCAACGUUACCUGUUUGCAGUACUAUUGCGAACAUUGCUGGGCAACGAUUCAUUCUCGACCGGGUCGAGAGUUCCACAAACCGCUGGUGAAGGAGGGUGCGGAUCGGCCUCGAGCCGUGCCUUACCGCUGGUGUUAACCCCAGCUGCGUUGUCCCUAAUUAUCUCGCAACCCUAGCUAAUUAACUACCACUCGUACGAAUUCCCCCAUUCCUCAUCCUUAUUCCCGCGAGACCCACUACCCACCACUACAUCCCACCAACGCGUCAACCGAACUCAACUUAAUCCGCCUCGCCUCGCCUCGCCUC
This is a messenger RNA of Nomia melanderi (Alkali bee), 2592 nucleotides long. Lineage: Eukaryota; Metazoa; Arthropoda; Insecta; Hymenoptera; Halictidae. The record is from RefSeq and is a predicted model, not a curated record.